Leptidea sinapis is the source of this 1555-nucleotide messenger RNA. Its product is annotated as torso-like protein. The transcript is spliced from 5 exons. The coding region runs from base 63 to 1079 and encodes 338 amino acids. The record is from RefSeq and is a predicted model, not a curated record. Lineage: Eukaryota; Metazoa; Arthropoda; Insecta; Lepidoptera; Pieridae.
UUCACGCGGUUGUUAACAUGUUACAAUUUAUGUUAAGUUUAUAGUUUAGCAAAUUCAAUAAGAUGUUAUUGUUAGUUUUUGUUGUGUUAGUUAAAAGUUGUUUGUGUUAUUCGGACGAUGACUUAGGAUAUGGUUUGAGUAUUGGGAAUUCUAUAGAUGUUUUCGCAAACUACGGAGAUCUAUCUCAAGUUACCCAAGUGGUAUCAUCAGACUAUGAGGAUGAAGUCUCCGAACCAAUUGAACCCUUUCGAGAGAAAAACAUCAGGGUGUUCGACAGCAUCGUGGUCAGGGAGACGUCUGGAGACAAGCAGGUGGAUAUGAACAUCCAGCUCUGUGAGACAUUCGAAGAUCUACUCAAGACUUACUUCCAGAACUUUCAUAUAGAAGGUACAGACAUAGCAUGGAAGGCGUUCCUCGGAGACUGGGUCCCUGAUGAAAUACUCAGAUCGUUCGGGAUGGACUACGACUCAACACCUGAUAACUGCUGCUUCGUCCUCGUGAAAAUAUCCAAAACUCACAAGUCUGUUGAGAUAGAGUCGUUGAAAAAAAUGAAGGCCAAGGUCUACGUUCAGAGAGCCAUCGACCGCUUGAAUGUCACGGACUCGACAGCUGUAAGGAGGUUUAUGAAGAGUUACGGAACUCAUUACAUAGACUCGUACGUCACUGGGAAUUUUAUUUAUCAAGUAUUCAAGUACAAACGCAGCGGUUAUAACCUUCUAAGAUCAUACAUAAAACUGCGCGAGAGACGGAGAAGUAAUUCUGAUAAUAUCAGGUUCUACUUCUCAUCAUACUUCCUGAAGCAAGUUGGCGACAUCAGGAUAGCCAGCGGUAACAAGAGUGUAGAAAACUGGGCGCGAGAUAACCUAAAAGAUAGCCAGUACUUAUUCUCGAGGCCCAGUUUGUUAAGACUCCAUUAUAACCCAGUUUUGGCUGUCAAACUUAACCACAUGUUAGACAACGAAGCUCUCCUUGGUUUAAGUUUAAAAACACUCAAGCCGCUGUUCAAGGAUGAAUACAUGGGUGAAAAAUUUAGUGAAAUUGUCGAAAACGAUUUGAAAUUAUGGGAAGUGAACGCGUGAGAUCUUUAUAAAUAUAAAAAAUCUAGUCUGCCUGUCGAUAGCAAAAAAAAAACAACAAUAAGGAACUUCCUGCCUUCGAUAAUUUAUACUUCGAGACAGCCGAUGAAAACAGGCAAGGUACUUUAGUGUGCGUGACAAGCUACGUCUUACACUCGCGACUUGUAUGUCACUUUGUGUUAGUGUGCGUUCAUAGUUCAAAAUAGACGUUAACUGUUACCCUUAAUUUUUUUCAACCCUUUUACAGCUGCCACAGUCUAUCUAGACGUAUAAAUGAUAUAAGCUUUCUCCCAUGCGUAACCAAAUUUUCUUCCUUGGUUGGUAAACAAUAUACUAUUUCAUACAGUCCACUUCAUUCUUGAUUGUUGUAAGAAAACAUAGGAGAAACAUUAAUUGUUCUAUUCUAUAAAAUAUCCCAUGAAAUACCUCAUUGUAAAUAUUUCAGCUUCGAGUACUUAAAUAAAAACCAAUAAGAUUAU